GGUUUUUCCAGUGAGACGUACAGCAAAAUGAAGCUGUUGCCUUUAAAGCUGCAUCUACAGUAGCUUUUCCACAGCAGAAAUAAACUGUUUAAGGAGGUGAGGGCGGAGACCUUUUCCAACCCUCAGUCAGUACAAUGGUGCUGAUAUGAGUCUCUGGUUUAAACCAGGUGGUGGAAAAAUAAGAAACAAAAUGAAACCUUUCCAAAGCGUCUGUCUUUUCAAGAGCCUGCUUGCCAAUUGCUACUGUCACAGACAACUUCACAGCUGUCUUCUCCCUCAUGUUGCAAAGGAGAUAGGUUAUAUGGUGGGACGUCACAACUGUGGAUUUUGGAGGCCAAAAUCUUUACUGGACACAGCUGGAUUCACUCUGUCUCUUAACAGUCGGCAUAGGAAAAAACAUCAGGAUUCUCAAGCAUUGUGGAAGCAUGAGACUGUGCAGAAGUACUUGGAGACUCUAAGCAAGGAAUACCAGCAGGUUAGUCAUCUGUUAAAUGCUGACUCAGUAAGUGACUUUGAGCAAAGAACCCUGAAGAGAAGAUGUGCCAAUCUGUCCCCCAUUGCAGCUGCAUUUCAAGAAAUCAAAAAGGCUGAAAGAGAAGUUCAGGAGUUAGAAGCUAUGUGCAAAGAGCUAGACAGCAGAGAUGAGAAACAACUUCUAGAGCUUGCCGUAGAAGAGAAGGAAACCCUGGAUAAAAAAAUCAACAUGUUGUGCAGAAAGCUUUUCCAGCUUCUAGUGCCAAAGGAAAAACAUGAUAGAAGUCAUGCCAUAUUAGAAGUGACAGCUGGCAGAACAACUGGAGGUCAGCAAAGUCCCCACAGUAAAGAUUACUUCAAACCUCCAUCCAACUUUAUUAAACCUCUUACGGGAGACAUCUGCCAACAGUUCACUAAAGAAAUGUUUGAGAUGUACCAGAACUAUGCAGACUAUAAACGCUGGACCUUUGACAUUGUGAACUAUACGCCGGCUGAGAUAGGUGGGUUGCAUCAUGCCGCUGCUCAUAUUUCAGGAGAUGAUGUCUACAGGCAUCUGAAAUAUGAAGGAGGGACUCAUCGAGUCCAGCGAAUCCCUGAGACAGGCCUAUCGUCAAGAAUGCAGCGUAUUCACACGGGGACAAUGUCAGUUAUUGUCCUCCCUCAGCCAGAGGAGAUUGAUGUUAAAGUGGAUCCCAAAGAUUUGCGUAUAGAUACAUUCAGGGCCAAAGGAGCAGGAGGGCAACACGUUAACAAAACUGAUAGCGCUGUGAGAAUUGUACACCUUCCCACAGGACUAGCAGUUGAGUGCCAGCAGGAGCGAUCACAGCAGCUGAACAAGGAAAUAGCUCUGCGGACACUGAGAGCUAAGCUGUACCAGCAGAUCACUGAAAAACAACUAAGUCAAGAGCAGAGUGCCAGAAGACUACAGUUGGGUACCAGAGCCCAGUCAGAGAGAAUUCGUACGUACAACUUCACCCAGGACAGAGUCACUGACCACAGGAUCUCAUAUGAUGCACGCAAUAUCAAGGAAAUUCUAAGUGGGAAAGAAGCACUGGAUAAGUUAAUCAACAGACUACUGGAGUUUGCAGAGAUAGAGGCCGUCACCGAGUAUCUCGAAAAUUUGCAGGCUUUAGAAGGAGGAGGCUGCUGAAGACCUUGUGUAGAGUUAAAGCAUAAAUGUGUUCAGUAGCGAGAUAAAAUGGAUGCAUUUGUUAGACGAUAGAUUGAUUAAAAUCUAUGCCUCUGUUUUUCAGUGUGUG
This is a messenger RNA of Egretta garzetta (little egret), 1733 nucleotides long. RefSeq names its product mitochondrial translation release factor 1 (gene MTRF1). The coding region runs from base 146 to 1624 and encodes 492 amino acids. The transcript has 10 exons. The record is from RefSeq and is a predicted model, not a curated record. NCBI's taxonomy places the organism in Eukaryota, Metazoa, Chordata, Aves, Pelecaniformes, Ardeidae. Gene Ontology annotation, biological process: translational termination. Gene Ontology annotation, molecular function: translation release factor activity.